AUGGACAGGCUCCAGCAAGCCAGUGGCAACCGACAGCUGAAGAUCAGCUUUGUGCUUCAAUUCCUCGUUCAACGUUCCGAUAAGGAGGCAUCGUCACUGGCAGCAUGUCGGUCUCCAAAUGCCAGCGUUGUGGACCGUAUAAUCUACGAAAGUGUGAUCGAAGAAGAACGACAAGAUCUAGCCCGAAUCAUUGCCAACGGUCUCCACCAGAUAGAUCUACCUACAUCAAUCGGGACCACAGAUGGUGCUGGAAACCAUCAGGACCCUGAUCCAGGUGUUUGGAAUGUCUCGUUGGACGAGCAAGAGCUCAACAUACUUGGGUCCCCCAGAUGGCACCUCGCCCGUAUUCAUUCUCCGCUAAUGCCUAUGAUCCCGCAGACUUCGGCAAUAAUCAUUUCAAUUUGUUCCGCUCUCAAAGUCUCGAGGAACCUCACCAUCGCCUUGAACGAGAUUCCGCGCCUCCGCGUUGAUGUCAAGCCCAAGGAGGGAGACUUCACCCUCCCAGAAGUCCGUCGUAUCCUCAACUUUCUAUGGUUCGCCUCACCUUGCCUGAACGAUCUACAUGCGCCAUACUGUGGACCAGGCUCACUAGUAGCUCCUGGUCUUGAGUUUGCACGUAUGUUCAGCACCGAUCUGCACGCCUUCCUUUCUGAUGCCGAAUGGCGCGGCGAGCCCACCGAGGCCUUCUUCACCCGUGGUUUACCAACUGCUAACAAGGUCAACAUGCUCGAACCACCAUCUAUCCGCGGGCUAGACAUUGAAAACGAAGCUAUCGUCCGCGUCGAUACCGCCGAAAGCUUCAAUGAUAUCAUUAGUGGCACCGAAAUCCACGUCAGGGACUGGAAAGGUCAAGCAGGCAUCUUCCCUGGCGCCUACGACUUUUCCGGACUCCUUGACAAAGACCCUACGAAGAAAACCAUAGGUUUUUCUCAGCACGCUGGCACAUUGGACUCUGCCGCCAUCGAGAACUGGAUCAAGGUAUGUCACGGCAUCAUCAACUUUUGCCUGAACGAAACUGAGGAUCAAGUAGAACGUGUGGUUGGACAGCUGAAGCUACCCAUCUCUACGUUUGGUUUCUCUGGUUCGUACACGACGACUCAAUUUCUUGAAGAUAUUAACCUCCACGUACAAGCAGCAUAUUACGAACCUCUGGGCCGGAACCCAUUCGUUCCAGAACUCGACAGCCACCGCCUUCGCAAACCCGCCAUCAACCUCGAAGACGAAAAAGACUUGUCCCCGUACACCUUUGGCAUCGAGCUCGAGUUCCUCGUUCCUUUCACCAACACCAAGUAUACUGGCAAAGGCAUCAAAGACCAGCGCUGGGUCUACGACCACUUCACCCCGUAUGUCAUCCCAAGUCCGAGCAAGCCCACUACACAGGACGAGCGCGAUGAGCUGGCUGACCUGAUGGAUAAAUACCUCGGCACUCAGCCCAAAGACGAGCGCGGCCAGGCCCACGAUGAAUCAGCGAAAUAUUUAGAGAGGCUGCUCUGCGACGCCGGUCACUUUGGCGCCACGUUCGACACCGUCUUUGACCUCCAAGACAAAUUCGAGGGUGAGGUCUCGAUCCCCGGGAUACAGUCCGUUGCAGACGCCGCGGGCUGCCACCUCCACUUCUUCGAAGAUGUCCUCGCGAUGUUCCAGUGCUGGUACAUUGAGAGAGAUCCAAGCCUUUCAGACUGGGCUUCCGGUGAAAAGGGGUACGCUGGACACAUCGGGAUAGAAAUGUCCAGUCCCAUCUUGCGUGAUUCGCCCAAAGAUUUCGGCAAGAUUGUCGACGUGUUGAGGAUUCUCCGCGGCGGGCUUCGGCCGAUGCUGGACAUCAGUUGCGGCCUCCACGUUCACGUAGGUAGCGUUCGAGGCUUUUCACUGCGCAGCUUGAAGCGUAUCGCCACCCUGAUUAUGAUUGCUGAUCCGAUUCUAUACACCCUCGUUCAUCCGUCGAGGCAGUGGAAUCCCAUGACGGAGCCUCUACACCUCGAAGCGGCUGUCGCAAAGGCCGAGGAUUUGCCCGACUACACCGCAGCGUUUGUAUUCGAGGACGCAGGUGACAAGUCGAGAAGUAUCCCCCUCCAGGCAGGCAUGGCCAAUGUGCUCUUGGAUCUAGAGGCCAAUGUCCCCAUGAACGACUUGCCCCGAAAGCUACGCGGUCAGCUAGCCAAGCUCUGGGCUACGAAUAGUCUCGCCGCCCUUCUAGCCCAGCUCGCCCCGUUCCGUGGGUGCAAGGGCGGUACCGCCUUUGGCGCGCUCAAGUCGGAUUUUACGAAGCCGAGCAAUGACCCGCGAGCGAAGGGAACCAUCGAGUUCAGAAUGCUCGAGGGCACGCUCGAUCCGGUGUUGAUUACGCACUGGACCAAGCUGCUUCUCAAUAUUGUGGAAAGAGGGGACGCCGCGACAACGAAGGAGUACUUCGAGACCCUUUCUAUCCUCGCCAAGGAGCGAGGAAGUGCUGGCGAGAAGCUUGCUGCGUUGCUGGGUGCCCUUGGCCUCGAAAAGCACCUGCCGUUCUGGAGUAAGGUCCAACAGACGAAUCAAGCUAUGGACGUCGAGCUGGAAGAAAACGAUUAUGGAAGGAAGAUCAUGCCCGAGGAUUGGGAGUUGCCCAUAUAUCGAGAGACGGAAGGCAAUAGGCAGGAGUUUGAACGCAGUUGGUUUGAGCGGAAUGUCGUCAGAAUCCCAGAGCUUGACGAGGAUGUUUGGGAUAGGAUCAUAGAUAUUCUUUGA
Molecule: messenger RNA, 2724 nt
Organism: Colletotrichum lupini
Lineage: Eukaryota; Fungi; Ascomycota; Sordariomycetes; Glomerellales; Glomerellaceae
Exons: 1
Coding region: 1-2724 (907 amino acids)
Source: RefSeq, a predicted model, not a curated record